Messenger RNA from Oncorhynchus masou masou (cherry salmon), 2100 nucleotides. RefSeq names its product solute carrier family 35 member C1 (gene slc35c1). Gene Ontology annotation, molecular function: GDP-fucose transmembrane transporter activity; antiporter activity. Gene Ontology annotation, cellular component: Golgi apparatus. Gene Ontology annotation, biological process: GDP-fucose import into Golgi lumen; protein O-linked glycosylation via fucose. The record is from RefSeq and is a predicted model, not a curated record. Lineage: Eukaryota; Metazoa; Chordata; Actinopteri; Salmoniformes; Salmonidae. The transcript is spliced from 2 exons. Bases 427 to 1527 code for a protein of 366 amino acids.
AUUGUAGAGACAAAUAUAGAGAAAUCAGUAACUCAUCAUUAUUUAAAAGGUGUCUGCAUGUGAUCGAGGAAUGUUGGCCUAUGUGUAUUGAUGGGCUGCUACAUGUAUCCUAGGAGUGUCAUGUGGCAUAAACAUAUCCGGUCAUUCUGAUAGUAUUGUUCAGUCGAUAUUAGGCUACACUCUGUCUGACUGAACUCGCAUGUGCAUAUUGCGUUCGGCUUCAAGUUGAAUUGUUUCUCAUUGCAGGAUUAAUGUAGUACUGUCUCUUUAAAAAAAAUGUACCUCAUAUUGUCCAGGAAGUUGUCAUGUAAUCGGAGGACGGCGUUCAUUGUUUGUAUCCGAUAGGUCGAAGGUAAUAGGUAUACUGUUACUUUGUAGCAGAGUGUUGCAAUUAUCUUACUUUAACCUAUUCUAUAUCCUUCCUCCAUGAUUUCAAUCAUGAACAGGGUGCAGUUGAAACGCUCGAACAUCUUGAGAAUGGCUCUAGCAGGCUCGGACUCCAUGGAAGAAGGAAAAGGAGAGACGUUUCUACUUAAAGCCAUCAAAAUAGGUGGUGUGGUCGUACUUUAUUGGUUCAUUUCAAUAACCAUGGUGUUCUUAAAUAACUACUUGCUCGACAGUAAAGAUUUGGACGCGCCGCUAUUUGUGACAUUUUACCAGUGCCUUGUGACUGUCGGACUGUGCUAUGGCAUGCACUUGCUAUCCCACUUAUGUCCGGGUGUCAUCGACUUCCCCUCCGUCAAGUUCGACCUAAAGGUAUGCCGGGAGGUUCUACCCCUGUCCAUCGUGUUCAUUGGAAUGAUAACCUUCAACAACUUGUGCCUGAAGCAUGUAGGUGUGGCCUUCUACACUGUCGGCAGGUCACUCAGCACAGUCUUCAACGUUCUACUCUCCUACGUGAUCCUCAAGCAGACCACGUCCUUCUACGCCAUCCUGUGUUGUGGAAUUAUUCUAGGUGGAUUCUGGUUGGGUGUGGACCAGGAAGGUGUGGCGGGCUCCCUGUCGUGGACGGGUGUGUUUUUCGGUGUGCUGGCCAGCGCCUGCGUCUCCCUCAACGCCAUCUUCACCAAGCGGGUCAUGCCGGCGGUAGACGGAAACAUCUGGAAGCUCUCCUUCUACAACAACAUCAACGCCUGCAUCCUCUUCCUCCCACUCAUCCUCGUCUUUGGUGAGGUCGGCCACCUCGUCCAUUUCAGCCGCCUGGGUGACCCUACGUUCUGGGGCAUGAUGACGCUGGGCGGCGUGUUCGGUUUCGCCAUCGGCUACGUGACGGGCCUCCAAAUCAAGUUCACGAGUCCGCUGACGCACAACGUGUCGGGGACGGCCAAGGCCUGCGCUCAGACGGUCAUCGCUGUGGUCUAUAACCAGUCCAGUAAAAGUUUCCUGUGGUGGACUAGUAACCUGAUGGUCCUUGGUGGGUCUUCUGCCUACACCUGGGUCAAAGGCAUGGAGAUGAAGAAGGUCCACAUUCCCCAGGAGGAGUCCAAAGAGAAACUGCUAGGGGAGAAGAGUGAUGCCGGGGUAUAGUGGGACUAGGAUGGCCUUCCAUCAUCAUCAUGGUGGUGGUGGUGACCCGGGGGUAUAGUGGGACUAGGAUGGCCUUCCAUCAUCAUCAUGGUGGUGGUGGUGACCCGGGGGUAUAGUGGGACUAGGAUGGCCUUCCAUCAUCAUCAUGGUGGUGGUGGUGACCCGGGGUAUAGUGGGACUAGGAUGGCCUUCCAUCAUCAUCAUGGUGGUGGUGGUGACCCGGGGUAUAGUGGGACUAGGAUGGCCUUCCAUCAUCAUCAUGGUGGUGGUGGUGACCCGGGGGUAUAGUGGGACUAGGAUGGCCUUCCAUCAUCAUCAUGGUGGUGGUGGUGACCCGGGGGUAUAGUGGGACUAGGAUGACCUUCCAUCAUCAUCAUGGUGGUGGUGGUGACCCGGGGGUAUAGUGGGACUAGGAUGGCCUUCCAUCAUCAUCAUGGUGGUGGUGGUGACCCGGGGUAUAGUGGGACUAGGAUGGCCUUCCAUCAUCAUCAUGGUGGUGGUGGUGACCCGGGGGUAUAGUGGGACUAGGAUGGCCUUCCAUCAUCAUCAUGGUGGUGGUGGUGACCCGGGGUA